Penicillium odoratum is the source of this 1197-nucleotide messenger RNA. RefSeq names its product Sec62 family protein translocation protein. Lineage: Eukaryota; Fungi; Ascomycota; Eurotiomycetes; Eurotiales; Aspergillaceae. Gene Ontology annotation, cellular component: endoplasmic reticulum; endoplasmic reticulum membrane. The record is from RefSeq and is a predicted model, not a curated record. The coding region runs from base 1 to 1197 and encodes 398 amino acids. The transcript has 3 exons. Gene Ontology annotation, biological process: post-translational protein targeting to membrane, translocation.
AUGGCCCAACCCGGCCAACCUAGCCCCCAACAACUGGCUGCCAUGCAACAGCAGUUCGCCGCCGAAGCCGCCAAACGAGGGAUGACACCUGAACAAUUCGGACAAAAACAGCGCGAACAAUUGACGGCCGACGCAGCUAAGCUAGGCUUGACACCAGAACAAUACGUCGCGCAGUUGCGGAUGCGAGCAAUGCAAGCGCAUCAGAAGCAGAUGGAGGCCCAACGACAAGGUCAGGGAUCACCACAGCCGGGUCAAGCUCAACCAGGACAGCCAGGACAGCCAGGACAGCCAGGACAGCCAGGACAACCACAACAACCGGGUCAAUCACCGAAUCCCCAGCAACGACCUCCACAGCAACAGAUGCACCAGGUACCCGUCAACGCAGGCCAGCCUGCGGAUCCCAAGGCGCUGGCCGUGGCGAAGUUCCUACGCUCGCAAUCCCUCAAGCCUCGAACCUGUAUUCUCGACGGCCAGCGAAAGGACAUGUUCAAGGUCAAGCGAGCAAUUCGCGCAAUCGAGUCCCCCGCCUACGCCAAAGCCGCCGCAAAGAAGAACUCCCUCCUCCCACCCGUGACAGACCGUGCCUCCGCCGAAAACGUAUUCAAGCUUCUCCCGCUCUCCCUCCUCGCUCUACGAGUAAGCAAGGUUGAUCCGCACGAGGGCCACAACCACGCCAAGCCCAAGAACAGGACGAAAGGCCUGUGGACCGUGAAGAUCGAGCAGCACCAGGAGACAGACCCGAUGAUGCACUACGUGUGGCUGUGGGAGGGACCGCAGUGGAAGCAGAAGGCCAUGGCAGCGGCGGUGGUGGCGGGUAUUUUUGCCGUUGUGCUGUUCCCAUUGUGGCCUAUGAUGCUGCGCCAGGGUGUUUGGUACCUCAGUGUUGGAUGUAUGGGGUUGCUGGGACUAUUCUUUGCGAUGGCGAUCUUCCGGUUGAUUCUGUUCUGUGUGACUGUUUUCACUGUGGCGCCAGGAUUGUGGCUGUUCCCGAAUUUGUUCGAGGAUGUUGGGUUCUUUGAUAGUUUCAAGCCUUUGUGGGGCUGGCAGGAGAACAAGAAGAAAAAGAGCAAGAAGGUCAAGUCGGAACCUGCUGCGCCUGCAGAAACUUCUGCCACUACUACCUCUGCCCAGACUACAUCUACUUCUUCGGCUGUGAAGCGGGAUCUGACGCCGCGGGUGGAGGAAGUGGAGGAAUAG